Kwoniella shivajii is the source of this 1335-nucleotide messenger RNA. RefSeq lists its product as uncharacterized. NCBI's taxonomy places the organism in Eukaryota, Fungi, Basidiomycota, Tremellomycetes, Tremellales, Cryptococcaceae. The record is from RefSeq and is a predicted model, not a curated record. Gene Ontology annotation, molecular function: protein-arginine N-methyltransferase activity. Gene Ontology annotation, biological process: peptidyl-arginine methylation. The transcript is spliced from 12 exons. Bases 1 to 1335 code for a protein of 444 amino acids.
AUGGAGAUAGACAGUGAGAACAGGCUCAACGGGCAUGGCAAUGAGAGCGUUGCCACUAAAGUAAACGAAGAGAAAAAAGAGAGUAGUAAUAAAGAUCAUGAUUUCUAUUUCAACUUUUACUCUUCGCUCCAGAAUCAAGCAAAUAUGAUUGGUGAUAUCUCCCGUACAGGGACUUAUAGAAAAGCCAUCUUGGGUAAUGGUGAAAUCGCUUUUAGAGACAAGGUAGUUUUGGACGUCGGUGCCGGUUCUGGUAUCUUGUCUUACAUGUCCGCACAGGCUGGUGCAAAGGAAGUCAUAGCUCUGGAGGCUUCGUCGAUGGCAGAGAAGAUGGAGAUACUGGUCAAAGCUGCCAAUUCAAGUAAGAGCAACCCACAUCUCAAGAACCGUAUACGUAUAGUACGAGGUAUGGUUGAAGAUGAAAAGAUUCAACGACAAGUACUUGAAUCUGGAAAAGUAGAUACUAUCAUAUCGGAACCCAUAGGCGUGAUGCUACUUCACGAGCGAAUGGUCGAAUCUUUCAUCUUAGCUCGAGAUUUAUUCCUUAAACCAGGUGGUCAAUUGCUCCCUUCAGCAGGACACAUCUUCUUUUGCCCAUUUACAGAUGAAGGAUUAUAUAAUGAGACUGAUCAAAAAGCUCAAUUCUUCAAUACUACUUUGUUUGGUACCGAUUUCAAGGAACUGUAUCCCGCUGCAAGGGAAGAAGUUUUUGCUCAACCGGUCGUAGGGAUGUUCCCUCCCAACUCACUUGUGUCAACUGCUUGUGCACCCAAAUCAUUCGAUUUCUACACUUGCACCAAAGAGGAUUUACUCGAGUUCUCCAUCCCGGUCGAUUUCGUCGUGUCUCGAACAGCAUUGAUACAUGGGCUCGCAUCGUGGUUUGACUUGGAUUUCUUCCCACGACCUAUGCCUACUUCCGAAGACCCUAAUUGGAAUUAUGCUAUAAAUCCUGCCAACGGCUGGCAAUGGAUGACACAAGAAGCACCCUUGAAUCCGGCUCCUACACCUGCACCUCCAAAGGACGGGCUGGCAGUAAAGCUUUCUACCGGGCCGAAUGCUUCCCGAACACAUUGGCAACAAGCUCGAUUACUACUUCCUGAACCACUAGCAGCGAACAAAGGAGAAAGGUUGAUCGGAUCAAUCCACUUCAAAGUAAACGACUCUCGAUCAUACGACCUCGUACUGGAACUUAAGAUAGAUAGACCUGGACCUGAAUGGAAUCCUAAUCCAUUAAGGAGGAAAGCGGAGUAUCAACUUCAACAACAAUGUUUCAACUAUUCUUAUAGCCCUGAGAACGGAUUAAACGCUUUAGGAAUGGCAGCUAGUAACGUGAUAUAG